AUGGAGACGGUGGAUUCCCAUACAAUGAUUACUGCAGAAUCAGGCAAUUAUCAACUUCAUGCCAGUAAUUUGAUCGAUGCCAUGGGUGUAGAUGGCAAAACAUUGCAAGUUGAGAAGACUGGUUGCAGUGCCAUUGGGUUUGAUAUAAAUUACACUUUGGCACAAUAUAAAUCGGAGACCUUCGAAUCGCAAGCUUAUGAAGGCACAAUAAAGAAGCUAGUUCAUGACUUUGGAUACCCUAGAGAGUUGCUGCAAUGGUUGUUUGAUUGGAAGUACAUGGUCAGAGGAUUAGUUCUUGAUAAAAAAAGAGGCAAUAUUACUUAUCAAAAAAAGAUAAAAAAAGAGGCAAUAUUAAAGUUGGAUCGUCACAAGUAUGUGAAGGUGGCUUAUCAUGGAUUUAGAGAGAUCUCAAAGGAAGAGAGUGUUGCUGCGUAUGGAAGUACCUUGAUACGUGAUGCAUUCGAUGAACCUGAAUAUGCUCUGAUCGAUACCCUUUUCUCUCUGGCUGAAGCUUACUUAUUUGCACAGCUUGUUGACUUCAAGGAUAAUAAUCCAGGAAAAGUUUCAGCAGUGUAA
This is a messenger RNA of Fraxinus pennsylvanica, 576 nucleotides long. The record is from the annotation of a GenBank genome assembly. NCBI's taxonomy places the organism in Eukaryota, Viridiplantae, Streptophyta, Magnoliopsida, Lamiales, Oleaceae.